Vollenhovia emeryi is the source of this 4107-nucleotide messenger RNA. RefSeq names its product phospholipase A1-like. The transcript is spliced from 7 exons. Lineage: Eukaryota; Metazoa; Arthropoda; Insecta; Hymenoptera; Formicidae. The record is from RefSeq and is a predicted model, not a curated record. Bases 1386 to 2441 code for a protein of 351 amino acids. Gene Ontology annotation, molecular function: lipase activity.
AAUACUUUUGACAAUGAUCUCCUACGGGAAUAACUCCCGGUUGGGUUUACCGCGACGCAUAAGCAUCUGUACUAACACCACUCAAAACUCUCCACGAAUCUUUAAUAGACAUUAUUCUUGCUCUCGUGUUCGACGAGCUUCUUUUUCGAACAUGAACUAUUCAGCAAUCUUCUCACAAUAAUAAGCAUAUCUUUUUAUUAUGUACUUGCUUCCAUUAUAGCCAUUCUUAUAUGAAUUUAAAAUAUACAAAUUUCCUCGUAAAAUUAGGUGAAUGCGAAAUGGAAAAUAAAGACAUCGUGGAUCGCUUCGUGCAUGCAAUUCUGCAAGGUUUCGCCAUUCACGAUUUCGGCAAUUAUCAGGUCACAUGUAUUUUUUUAGAGUUCACGAUUGUCAAAGUGUUUACCGAUAAAACUUGUCGAUAAGUAAUAAUAUCACGGGUAGAUCAUCACGUUGAAAUGAAAUGCUUGCCUGCGCAAGACUUUGUCAUCUUUUAUUACUGUAUAAUAUUAGAAAUAAAAGCGAGUAGCAAAAGGAAGAGAUACGCACGACGGAAAUUAUAUUGUCCAUUUGGCGUGACGUACGAUAUUGAUAUCUUAAGGUAUACUUCCGCAAAUUUUCCAUGCAGACAAACGUGCAUAGCGCAUAAAUGUAUGCAUAAUGUAAUUGGACCAUAAAUGCACACAUAAGGAGCUAGAACAAUCAAUUCUUUAUGCAUAUGCUUUAUGCACCUGAGUAUGUUUGUCUGGAUAAACCCUUAGGGCUAACACGAGACAUGGUGGAGGCUCCUGUCAGCCAACUAUAAACUAUGGAUUCUAUGUCGUCGUAUUAUGGUCAAAAUACAGACAAAAUCAGUAUAAUCGGAAGACGUCCGAUGACGUCAAAUGACUGCAGAGUCAUUUUUUGGAAUAAAGGGUUAAUAAAAAUUUAUGAAUGGUACAGCUGCUCAGUUGAGUUCAGGUGCAGUUUCUAUAAGCUAUAUUUUCUGUAUUAUAAAUUUUUGAAAAGCCAAAAUGCAAAACCGGCUCUUUAGCGAGAAACUAAGCUUUGUAAGGAAUAUAACAAAAAAGUUUCAUAAAGAAAUAUAAGUUCUUCGAGGCUAAAUACACCAUGAGGGAAUAUUACUAAAUUAGCACAACAUCUAUAUCUAAGUCGGACAGCAGUAAUUAGAAGAAGAUAGCGCCAAGCUACCCCCCGCCCUAUCCCUUCCUUGCGCGCGGCAGCCGUGCAGAGAUGCGAAGUUUGCAUUAGUAUCGCAAACAUCAGUAUUCGUAAAAGUACGAAUAAAAACGCAAAACGUACUGGUAAAAGAUCGCUAAUAAUUGUGAGACUUGGUGCCGCGUCUAUCAGUUUCCCUCCAGCGCGUCGUCAAGAUAUCCCUUUCGUACAUGAUGAGGAUGUUUGUUACAAUACUUGCAAUUCUCCUCGUACGACACGCGCAUUCACUUGACGAGCCUAAAUCGUUGCCUAAACCGAUGUCUAAAUCAUUACCUGAACCGCUUUUCUUCAGCGACGAUCACUGUGCCUUCGGCGUUAAGACGGUAUCGCUGUUCCUGUACAACAGUAAUAUCAAAGGCCAAAAGAUAAACGUAAACGACAUAUGUGAAUAUGUCCAUCCGUCGCAAAAGGUCGUCUUUAUAAUCCAUGGAGCGGUCGGUUCCGUACUAAAGGAUAAUUUUCCAGACGUGGCCACUGCAUUGACACAGAAAGGCUACACAGUAUUUAGUGUGGACUGGUCUCAAGGAGCCUGCACUAAUAUGCCCAACAGUGAUGGUGUCAAGGAGAAAACCUUAGCAGUGAUGAAUGCCGUCGCAGCAGGUCAACGCGUAGCACGUUUUGUCACGAAAUUAGUCACAGAAUGUAAAUUUCCGUUGGCAAAUGUCAUAUUCCUGGGUCACAGUCUUGGUUCACACGUGGCCGGUUUCGCCGCUAAAGUGAUUCAAGAAUUGAAGCUCGGCACGAUUCCGCUCAUCAUUGCCGGCGAUCCCAUCGAUUUCGUCCAAGGCGAUCCCCUCACUACACCGUUCAGUAGCAGGAAAUGCAACGACAGACUCUGUUACACAGAUACCAGUUGUCUAAAAGUACUUCACACGUCGAGUGAUGGAAUAGGCACACGUAUGGGUCAUCUAGACUUGCAGUUCAAUAAUGGACAGACACAACCAAGUUGUUGGUGGGAUGCAACUCCAUCAUGUUCACACCUUAUUGUCAUCCAAUAUAUAUUGAAAGUGUUUGAAAAUAAAUGCUCCUUCCCUGGGGUUCCUUUUAAAGAAGGGAUAGCAUUUGUCGGAAGCGGUCCCUCUUAUCCUAGUCCUAACGAAACGAAUUGCAUUCUCGUGAACGACAAUUUAUUGGACAUCAGCUGUUCCAUCCAGGGAGAAUACUAUGUAUUUGUCGACUGUUAUACCUACUGUACAGAGUAUGCUCCACAAACAUGCCAACAGUAAUAGUAGUAAGACGUUCAGUUAUGAACUUCAAUCUUUACUAUAAAUAUGAAGUUUUACAAUAAAAAAUUGUAGGUAUGUAAUUACAUUGUUUAGUCGAUUGACCAGCAAGCAGAUCUUUUUUGUUUCAAGAUCCUUGAGCCAUUAUCAAAAGAAAAUGAAUAAUUGUAAUUUAUACGGCUUAUUGAAACAAAAAUUGAUAAAGAAAAGACGAAAAUAGAAAUAUCAUAGCAAUUUCAUUUAGCCAUCAAAUCAUUACUAUUUCUCGAUUAUUUUUCUGAAUUAAAUUAUAUAAUAUUGUAAUUAUACUUUUCAAGUAUCUUAUUCGUUCUCUUGGGUGUGCGACGUUCUUUCGGUUUUACGGGGAUGCUAGAGUGAUUCUGCACUUUGUGCUCCCAGAACUGUUAAUUUAUGAAAACAUUUGUGCAAUAUACAAAUUACGUGGCUUAUAUGUACAGAUCGACGAGUUUUCACUAAUCGGAUUAAAUCAGAGAACAACAUGAUAUUAUUGAAAUUAAGUUUAGAAGUCGAACAAAAAAUCUGUUCCUUCGAAAAAGUUAUAGGUUGCCUAACAUAUAACUUCUUCGAACAAAUAGAUUUUUUGUUAGACUUCUAAACUGCAUUUAACGAUACCAUGCUAUUCUCUAAUUUAAUCCGUUUAGUGGAAGCUAGUGAAAACAGCAAAAACACUUUCGAUAAUCAUCCGUCAUGGGAAUAACUCUAGUUUGAUGUAAUUCGCAUUGUAGAAACAUCGUAGUACAUCGCUCAGAAGUUUCUCUCGCUUCGCUUAUCGUACAACAUAUGUUAAUAUUCCCUCUGCCUUUCUUCCUUUUUCUUUCGCCUCGCGUUUGCAAUUAAAACACAUUGUUGCGUUGUUAAUUUUUCCUGAACAGCCCUCUGUAGUUUUUAUUAAUCAAUAGCAUCCACAUAUUGUCGCGAGAGUGGAAAUGCUAUUCUUUCAGUUAACACAGACACUCCAUACGCAGAUAAUCUGUAUGACCUGUGUACACUAUCAAUUUAAUUCACAAUUCAAGACGUUCGUUAAAAAGAUUAUCAAAACCAAGUCAAAAGAUCCCAAUCUUUAGUUCUUUUCCUUGGUUUUUCUUUUCAACAAGUCCGUGUCCUGCAUUAUGAUUUGUCCUACAAUAUCACAAUGUGCGACGACAUAUUCGAAGGAACUUUGUGUGCAAAGACUACUUUGGAUGUACAUCAGCGUCCAAUCCAAAAUGCACUUCUAAACUUCUUAAAGUUCAAUAUUUACGACCAUAUUAAUCUUACCAACGUGAACGUCUGGUAACACAUAGUGUUAAUCAACAGGCCUCGGACAGGAACAAGAUAUUCCUCACAUCAAUAGUGGCAAGGACUUCUUAAAUUUUGACGAAAAGACACACCAAGGCGGACGUGUCACCGUCAAAGAAUCACCUCUGCUACACAUAUAAAUGCAUAUAUUUAUACUUAUUACAAUACAUUACUGUUAACGUUUACUUACAGCGUCGCGCCGCAUAAAUGCUUAACGAGUAAGUAGAUACGUGAGAAAAAGGACGAAAAUAUAAAGAUUACUCGGAUACUGUAAUACACGUCAGUGUAAUAUUAAUAAGCGAGCUUGCCUCGGGGCUCUCUCGAUUCAGCGUAUUUUACAGCGGGGGGGGGGGGGCUCCGUGAACGCAAA